Messenger RNA from Vavraia culicis subsp. floridensis, 1890 nucleotides. RefSeq lists its product as uncharacterized. Lineage: Eukaryota; Fungi; Microsporidia; Pleistophoridae. The transcript has a single exon. Bases 1 to 1890 code for a protein of 629 amino acids. The record is from RefSeq and is a predicted model, not a curated record. Gene Ontology annotation, molecular function: protein binding.
AUGAAGAACCGAAGAAACUUUUGCAAGAAGAAAAAAAUUAACCUGGUUUAUAAAUGUUUGCACAGUAGAUGUGAUUUAUUUUACGAUAGCGUGCUCGGGUUAAGACGACAUAUUUCUCAUUACGACCACAAUUUAUACUAUAAUGCUGGAUACUCGUUAAAAUGUCCCGUUAGGAAAUGCGAUAUGUCGAUAUGCGAGCUCGAUAAUACGGAUUUCCUUUACAGUCAUUUCGAAAAGGAACAUGCGCCGCGAUUGGUGGCACAGCUUAAAGACACGCUGGUGCGAAUAAAAAAGACAUACGAGACAACAAAUAUAAACUAUUUGGAGCUUAAUGCAAGUGACAACUGCGUUAACUUGUCGAUUGUGAUGCGAGAGAACGAUUUGCUGAAGGAUGUUAUGUGUUUUGUGUAUCCGAAUGGUGUGAUGAAAAUCAAUGACAUUGAUAAGCCAGAUUUAAUUUUCUGUGGCAUUCCAGGAUGUGGCAAGCAUUUUAAAUCAGUUAUGGCGUACAAAUAUCAUUGUCAGACCUAUCUGCACUCUUUCAUUACGCUAUUCGACAGCUAUUGCAGAAAUAGGAACUUAGAUAUUGAUUACGAACUUAUACGAGGCCUGCUAUGCCGAAAGUUUGCAAUAGUCGAUAAGUUUUAUCUUGAAGGCGUAACUCAUCAUUCGAUCUUUUCGCCCGACCAGUUCUACACAUUUACUUUCUCGAUGGAUAAAGAACUGUAUAUACGCAAAAAAAGACACAGAAGAAAUGAUAUGAAUGUUUUAGAAUACAACAAUCUUCUAGAAGAGGAUAUUUCUGUUACGGACUUCUCGGACCAAAUUGAUUCGCUACCAUCAAAAAUUUACUAUAGAGGUGCAAAAUACGAUGUUUUUGAAAGUUUUGAGGAUAAAAACUUCAAAUGUGUGAAUUUUAAGAGUGAAGUCACGGCAGCAGAAAAACACACAGAUUAUUUUUGUGUGACAUAUAGAGGUUUUAGCAGAAGAGAAAGCAAGAUGUUUGAAUUUUAUAGAGAAGAAUGUAAAAUAGCGUUUUUUUGUAAAAAAAGUCAAAUAAGGGAAUUUACGCACAGUUACGGAUUUGUAAGAAAGAUCAAGUUUGUCGAUGCAAAGGAAUACUUUUUUUACUUGGCCUUGUUCAACGAUGGGUUCCUGCGUUAUUGCAAAGAUGAUCAGGUUUUGGUACAAUACCAGCAAGAGAAAAUCACGAAUUUUGUCAUUUUGGGUAAUUUUAACACCGAUGGGAUUGUGGCGACCGAUGGUUUUUAUCUCUACAAAUUUGAGGGUCCCAACAUCAUAGCCACAUCUACCAAAUUCGAGUUCCCCAUAAUAGCUAUGGAGGCGCGGAACACGUCAAAUAAGGAAUUGUAUCUUUUGAACGCUAAUGGAAAGAUUACGUAUUGUGACAAGAACUUUAGAAACGAGCAAGAGAUAUUAACACAUGCAGGAAUAACCAACAUAAUUUAUCUCAGCGAUAUCGACGGCCUGCUUGUUUGUGACUCGUUCAUGGGCACUACCAAACUAAUUUAUCUGGACGAUCAGAAAAGAAAGAUGUGUUCGCUGGACAGCAGUUUCGUAUGCUGCUCGGAAAAUGUCAAGAAAUUGAUAAUCUCAGGAACAUAUGAUGGUGUAGUAACCACCAAUUCAAUAACAAAGAAGAGAAAGGUUUGUGCAGAAAAAAUAUUUGAGAUAAUUAGAAGAAAGGAGUACUACUUCAUAUGCUCUGAAGAAUAUGAGUUAUCUGUUUGUAAAAACAAGUCUGAUAGCGACUUUGAUGGUGCUGUUCGCAUCGUUAAUGCUUUUCUAAUUGACAACUUUAUGGUUAUAGCCAUAAUGAGCGGAUUCGUUGUUUUUCUGGACGUAAGAACUCUUGGGUGUAAUAAAUGA